This is a messenger RNA of Bactrocera dorsalis (oriental fruit fly), 2068 nucleotides long. RefSeq lists its product as uncharacterized. The record is from RefSeq and is a predicted model, not a curated record. Lineage: Eukaryota; Metazoa; Arthropoda; Insecta; Diptera; Tephritidae. The coding region runs from base 96 to 2057 and encodes 653 amino acids. The transcript is spliced from 3 exons.
AAAAUUUUAUAUUGUUUUGAAAUUUUGAAAAAUGCACACAUCUAAAAUUCUUUGUUGAUCACAAAAAAAAAAAAAAAAAAAUAGAAAAAACUGCAAUGACUUGCACAGAAAUUUUGCGUGAACUUCAGUGUAAAACUCCGCCUUGUCCCUGCCAGAAGUGCGCCAAGCUACGUGGUGAGAGCGGAAAUGGAAACGUCAAUGCUGAAAGUAAUGUUCGAGAUACGCCGCCAGAGCGGCCAAUACCAAAAUAUCAGUUUCAGUGUAAAUGCCUUUGUGAAACGGAUACGGAAAUGCCCUAUAAACGGAAGUGUCCACCCGCUCCGCCGCAGCCCAAGCAAACUGUUAAACCCAAUGAAAAGUGUGUAGAAGAUGAUUGUAAUACGGGGAAAGGUUGUUGCAAUACGGGGCGCAACUUUUUGUCCUUUAUGAUAAGCAUAAUUGGCUUCAUAGCGUUUCUAAUAAUAGCCGCCAUCGUGUUUUGGCUUUUAGUAUUGAAAUGUACAAUUAUCCUGUCCAUCAAAGUAUAUAAAUCGAAGAGAUCUACGCAAGUGACAGUAGUCAGCAUAAUUGGUUUAUUGUUUCUGCUUAUAUUUUGUACGGCUGCAUUAACAUGUUUUCAAAGAUAUUCGGCUAGACGUUCGACGAGCAAACUUGCAGCACAACCCGCCACUAAAAUAAAAUCCGAACCCUCUGGCAGUUGGUAUACAUUUAAAAGGAGUCAACAGAAAGCAAUUGCGCCGCCACCCAAAGUGACUAAGACCCGCUACCCUUGGACGCUUCGUUCUGCUACUCCGGAUCCAACAAAAAAAGUAACUUCCACAGUCAGCAAAGUUGAAACACGUUCUUCGUGGACACCUUUUGGUAGAGGACAUCAGGUAACAACGAAGGAAAUCAAAACAGAGUCUAGCGAACCACGUUCAUCGUGGAUAAAAACACAUAUUUGGCGGGAGACAACAACAAAAGAUACUGUUACUCCAGUUAAGAAGCCAGAAACAUCUUUUUCCUGGGUACCUUCAUUCAGAUGGAGUUCGGCUUCAACGAAACAAAUUGAACAACAAACUAAAACAACAGAGACACGUACCACGUGGAUGCCUUCUCGAUGGUGGGGUUCACCUGCUCCAAAACAAAUUGAUUAUCAACUGAAGAAAUCUGAAACGCCCACUUCUUGGCUGUCUACAUUUAGUUGGAGUACAAAAAAAGUUGAACAAGCACCUAAAAAGAUUGAAAGGCGUUUCUCCUGGCGGCCUUCUAGUUGGUGGGGUCAGUCUCCGCCAAAAGAAAUUGGUUGUGAACUGGAGAAGCCUGGAACCUCUACUUCUUGGAUAUCAACAUUUAGAUGGAGUUCAACUUCAUCGAAACAAAUUGAGCCUCCAGCCAAAAAGGCAGAGGCGCGUACAUCCUGGAUGCCAUUCCAGUGGGGUCAGACUGUACCCAAAGUAGUUGAACGAAACGAAACGUCUGUGACACGUUACACUUGGUUACCAUCCCUAAAGUGGAGACAGUCACCAAGCAAAAUUGAAACAACAACUACAAAGACGGAAGUACGCUCUUCAUGGUUACCUUCUUUUAAUCUGCGCUCUAGAUGGACAACUUACUUUACUAAAUCAACCACAACAAAAGAAAUUCAAACUCCAACACAAACCACGAAAGCACGUUUCUCCUGGAUGCCUUCUCUUUGGUGGCGUAACAAACCAGGAAAAGAUAUGGAAAUUGAAUUGACACAGAAAGAGCAUGAGUCACGUUCAUCUUGGUUACCCUACUUUAAUUGGCGACGGACGAAGACAACAAAAACGACAACAACAAAUAAGGACUCGAAGAAGACUACUUCGACUUCUUACUGGUGGCCAAGUUUUUCUUGGGGUCAAUCAACAACCACAGCAGCAGGUAACAGACUGUCCGGUGGAAUGCAACAACAGAAGCUUACUGUCACCAUAACCGACGAUGAGGCACGGCAAAUGUAUAAACGGUCCAAGUUGUAUGCGAUACCAACAGAAAUGAAACAACCGCCGACUUUGAUCAUCUAUUUACGAGAUUUUAUUCAAAGAAAUACGGACUAAAGACGCGACAU